AUGCACCUGGCGACCAUCACGUUGGAGAUGGAGUCAUCAGACACCAUCGACAACGUGAAGGCAAAGAUCCAGUUCUCCGUGCUCUCGGCGUCAUAUCCCACGAUCCACAGACUACUUCUCGCCGCUCUUGAACGGAGAGAGCUGGAUGACCGUGAUCAUCUCAGGAAGAAACAUCUUGAUUUGGCUGGUCCUCUACUCGCUGGUCUAUUCCGCAUGCUGUUCAAGAAGUUGACGAAGGAUGUUUACCGUUAUCUUCAGAAGUGUGUGGAGACGCAUCCCCCCAGCAUGCAACCUCAGCCUGCUUCUCUGGCAGUGAGCCUUAUUCAGCUCCACCCCCUCCUCUCAGUGCCUAGCCCCCUCCUCCUAGUGCUCAGCUUGGGGGCUGGGCGCCUUGCGCCCAGCCCCCUCCUCUCAGCGCUCAGCCUGCCCCCCAUUCCAAUGUCCUUUCCGGCGCUAGCUAUAGCGGCUACAUCCAUCACCCUGGCCCUAGCGCCCCGCCUCACUAUGCGCCUAGCGCCCACCCCCCAUCAAAUCCAAACACCUGUCCCCUACUCUCAUCCUGGCCAAGGCCAGCUCUAUCUCCCCCUCAAUCACAAGGACGGGGGAAUGGACUACGACGACGACGACGUGUGCAUAACUGGGUCCCAUGUGACGGCCGAUUACGGCGAGAACAUCACGGACCUCAACAGCCCCCCCAGGCGCCAAUCCGCCCACAAACACCAGCUCCCCCCAUCCACGCCGUUGCCUUCUAUCACCCCCCCUCCUCGUACCGAAUUCAAACUCCCCGAGAAGCCGCAGACGAUGCAGCGCGAUAGCCGCGCUGCCUUUGCCACCCCUGACCCUACGAGACGCCGCACGGCAUGCACCCUAAUCUCAGUGGACUUCGUGUAUUUUCACAAAUUUAUUGAUAUCCGUCAGUUCAAAUACAAAGCGCCUUGGGGGGAUCUACUUUAUCACUACUCCUCACAACGGGCUUUAGCGACCUUUAGCGAGUUUCCCAAAAGCUACUCUUUAGUACCUCUAUAA
Molecule: messenger RNA, 1026 nt
Organism: Suillus discolor
Lineage: Eukaryota; Fungi; Basidiomycota; Agaricomycetes; Boletales; Suillaceae
Exons: 5
Coding region: 1-1026 (341 amino acids)
Biological process (GO): DNA-templated transcription
Cellular component (GO): RNA polymerase II, core complex
Molecular function (GO): ribonucleoside binding; DNA binding; DNA-directed RNA polymerase activity
Source: RefSeq, a predicted model, not a curated record